AUGAAGUACUACCAAUUCGGUACUCUUCCUCAACUCAGUAAAACGUCAAACCCUCCAAACCCUCCAAACCCUCCAAACCCUCCAAACCCUCCAAUAAAAUCUACAACCCUUCAAACAACUCCUCCAACAAAUCCUCCUAAAGCUCCCCCAACAAAUCCUCCAAACAAAUCAAAAACAACAUCAACUACUGCUACAAAUUAUUUUUCACAAGACCAACUGGAAGAAUUUACCUAUAAAAGAUUAGUAGAGAUUUGUAAAUCAAAUGAUAUUAAAGUCAAAGGUAAAAAAACUGAUUUGGUUCAGUUGAUUAUCAACAAUAAUAACAACAACACUACAAAGGCAACUAAAAAGGCAAAGGGUGGAAGAAAAAAACCAACACUGCCAUUAACCAUGCACGAUUCAAGAGCUUGCAUAUCAAAGUCUCUUUCUGAAUACUUUGAAAAAGCAGUAGAGAAUGGUUAUAUGGACAUAGUUUUGGCAAUGGCAGGUGUCGGUAAAUCAAUAAAACUAUCAGACUUGCAUAAAAGGGCCAGGAAGUUGGUCAAACGAAUCACCAAGAAAACUAGAGUCAUUAGAAUUAUGGAUGGCCAUGGCAGAAUGGUAUUUCUCAUUUUCAAAUAUAUCAUCGAGAUAUAUGGAAAGGAGAGACUCAACGAAUUGGAGUUUGAGUUGGUUGACAUUGUUCCAGAGGUGACUGAAUAUCACAAGUGGAUUGUCAACAGAGGGGCAAAAGCUAAAAAGUAUGAAUGCCAGCUUAGAGCCAGCUUGAAAGAUAACCCGACUAUGAAACUGUGUCGUAUCGAAACUGGCAGAAAAGAUUUUAGAUCUUUCAUCUUACAGAAGAGAACUGGAUCCAACUAG
Molecule: messenger RNA, 861 nt
Organism: Cavenderia fasciculata
Lineage: Eukaryota; Evosea; Eumycetozoa; Acytosteliales; Cavenderiaceae
Exons: 3
Coding region: 1-861 (286 amino acids)
Source: RefSeq, a predicted model, not a curated record